Molecule: messenger RNA, 636 nt
Organism: Suillus paluster
Lineage: Eukaryota; Fungi; Basidiomycota; Agaricomycetes; Boletales; Suillaceae
Exons: 4
Coding region: 1-636 (211 amino acids)
Source: RefSeq, a predicted model, not a curated record
AUGGACGAAAAAACUGUGUAUGUGCUUGCACUUGAAAUUAUAGUUCUUCAUCCAUACUACAAACUGGAAUAUAUCAAGAUGACUUGGGAAGGACGCGAAGAGCAAGAACACGAGCGCGCAGCCGGCAACUUUAAUGCUAAGGAUUGGCAUGAUGAGGCUUUGAAAGUUGUAGAGACCACUAUGGAAGACUACUGGAAAACUCACCCCUCCUCUACUACUACCAUGCAUCCAUUAGCUACUGCAUCAGUUGCCAGUACUUCCACAACUCCCUCUCAUGAUACGAUCAUGGUGGAAUCUGCAUUUGACCACCAUUGCUGCUUGCUUCUUGAACAGGCAACACUGGAUCAUGAUGCUGGCUGGGCAGCAGAACUCCAGAGAAACAUUAUUCUAUGUAUCCUACGCUUGCAAGAAUUGCUAUGGACAUCUGUGCAAUUCCCACAUCAUCUGUACCCUGCGAACAACUUUUUUCAGGUGAUGCUCAAAUUCUCAUGGCGCAAGUCUCUUGCUGACUCUGCUCAAGCAAACUCAGGUAUUGCUGAGGAAGUUUUGCUAGAUGAGUACAAAGAUUUCCUUCUUAUGGAUGAGGGCAUGGUGCAGUGGGAGAACGAAGCUGGCAAAGUUGAGACCAUUUGGUAG